Messenger RNA from Molossus molossus (Pallas's mastiff bat), 2254 nucleotides. Its product is annotated as zinc finger protein 82 homolog. The coding region runs from base 140 to 1726 and encodes 528 amino acids. Gene Ontology annotation, biological process: regulation of transcription by RNA polymerase II. The transcript is spliced from 5 exons. The record is from RefSeq and is a predicted model, not a curated record. Gene Ontology annotation, molecular function: RNA polymerase II cis-regulatory region sequence-specific DNA binding; DNA-binding transcription factor activity, RNA polymerase II-specific. Lineage: Eukaryota; Metazoa; Chordata; Mammalia; Chiroptera; Molossidae.
CCAUUAGGCUGUCGCGCCCUCGCAUCUGCUGGGCAUCCCUGUGGAACGGCUCGGAGCCCCAGCUCUGGCUUCUAUGAACUCUGGUUCUCCAGGCAAGUAAACCCCAAGGAGUACUGACCAGUUCUUGAAUUUCUAAACUAUGGCCCAUGGAUCAGUGAUAUUCAAUGAUGUGUCCAUAGUCUUCUCUAAGGAGGAAUGGGAAUACCUAGACUUGGAACAGAGGAAUCUAUACAGAGAUGUGAUGUUGGAGAACUACAGCAACUUAAUCUCAUUGGGAUGCUUCAUUUCUAAACCAGUUGUGAUUUCCUUAUUGGAGCAAGGGAAAGAGCCCUGGAAAGUUGUGAGGAAAGGAAGAACACUAUAUCCAGAUUUGGAGACCAGGUAUGAGACUAAGAGGUCAUCUUCAGAAAAUGACAUUAAUGAAAUAAACUUAUUCCAGUGCAAGAUAAUGGAAAGAAUGAACACCAAUGGCCUUAAGAAUCUAAUUUUAAAAAAUAACUGGGAGUCCAAAAGGAAAUUUGAAGGACAAGAGGGAUAUUUUGGUCAAGUGAAAAUUACAUCUCAAAAAGCGUCCUCUUACCAGAAACCUACAUCUCUUACUCCACAUCAGAGAAUUCAUUUUGUUGAGAAACCCUAUGAAUGUAAAGAAUGUGGGAAGGCCUUUAGAGUACGCCAACAACUUACUUUUCAUCAUAGAAUUCAUACUGGUGAAAAACCUUAUGAAUGCAAGGAAUGUGGGAUGGCCUUUAGACAGACUGCCCACCUUACUCGACAUCAGAGACUUCAUUCUGUUGAAAAACUCUAUGAAUGUAAGGAAUGUGGAGAAUCUUUCAUAUAUGGCCCAGACCUUAGAGCACAUCAGAAAAUGCAUAUUGGUGAGAAGCCCUAUGAGUGUAAGGAAUGUGGGAAGGCCUUCAGAGUGCGUGGACAACUUACUCUCCAUCAGAGAAUUCAUACUGGUGAGAAACCCUAUGUAUGUACAGAAUGUGGAAAGGCCUUUAGACAGUAUGCACACCUUACUCGACAUCAGAAGCUUAAUAUCGCUGACAAACUUUAUGAAUGUAAAGAAUGUGGGAAGGCCUUUUUGUGUGGUUCUGGCCUUAGAGUACAUCACAAACUUCAUACUGGUGAGAAACCUUAUGAAUGUAAAGAAUGUGGAAAGGCCUUUAGAGUGCGACAACAACUAACACUCCACCAGAGAAUUCAUACUGGUGAGAAACCCUAUGAAUGUAAGGAAUGUGGAAAGACCUUUAGUCGUGGUUAUCAUCUUAUUCUUCAUCACAGAAUUCAUACUGGUGAGAAACCGUAUGAAUGUAAAGAAUGUUGGAAGGCUUUUAGCCGUUAUUCACAACUUAUUUCACAUCAAAGCAUUCAUAUUGGUGUUAAACCCUAUGACUGUAAGGAAUGUGGGAAGGCCUUUAGACUACUCUCACAACUUACACAACAUCAGAGUAUUCAUAUUGGUGAGAAACCUUAUAAGUGUAAGGAAUGUGGGAAGUCCUUUAGAUUGCGCCAAAAACUUACUUUACAUCAGAGCAUUCAUACUGGUGAAAAACCCUUUGAAUGUAAGGAAUGUAGGAAAGCCUUUAGACUUAAUUCAUCCCUUAUUCAACAUCUGAGAAUUCAUUCUGGUGAGAAACCCUAUGAAUGCAAGGAAUGUAAAAAGGCUUUUAGACAACAUUCACACCUUACCCAUCAUCUGAAAAUUCAUAAUGUAAAACUAUAAGAAAGUCUUUUCAGUCUUGUGUUGUAGAACACUAUGAAUAUAGUAAUUCCUUUUGCUUCAUACAAACAACUGACUUGGCAUCAGAAGUUUUUACAUAAUUUUUUUUUCAAGUGUGGUAAUUUAUUCUACCAUUACUCAAACCCGAUAAACACCACAUUCAUUCUAAAAACUAAUCUUAUUAAUAUAACAAAUGUGGGAACACUUAACUCUAUCUCAUCACUUUCCUACUUGUUUUAUAUUGAACAAGAUGCCUAACUGCUCUGUUACAAUUUAUUCUUUUGUAAAAUGGUAAUAUAGUCAGAGUAAAAUUACUGCAAAUUCAAAGAUAUUUGUCCCACCAAGAGGUGGAAGUUACAUCCUUUCCUUUUGCAUCUAUCUGGCCCAGACCUUAGACCAAAAUGCAUAUUGGUGAGAAGCCCUAUAUUCUACUUUGACCAGUAGAAUAUAGUAGAAGUACUGCUGUGCCAGUUUCUGGAUCCAGAUUUUACUGGUACAUUUUACUUCAUCUUUUGGCAUGCUCUCUCAAGU